Messenger RNA from Rattus norvegicus (Norway rat), 2880 nucleotides. Lineage: Eukaryota; Metazoa; Chordata; Mammalia; Rodentia; Muridae. The record is from RefSeq and is a predicted model, not a curated record.
GCCCUGGUGACCUCCAGCCCUUCCAAUUCAUCCCUCGUGCCUUCCCCUCCAUCCCUGAACAAGAUGAGACUGUCAAUGUGAGCUCAGAAAACAGUGUGCACACUCUGGUGUCCGGCAAACCAAGGUGGGAGUCCCGGCUCUGGCCAGCAUCUGGCGUCUGAAUGGUGGUGGUAUUGGGUACACGCCACCACUCCAGCUGACCUUUGUGAUCUUGGACAAGAAGCCUCCCGGUUCUGAGAUUCUGUUCCUUUGAAACAGGAUAAUGGUCCAUCUCCCCUUGGAGCAGUUCUGAACAUAGUGGGUGAGCCAGCCAUGGUAACCCCAUUACUCCUACCCAGGUGCCUUCUGUUGAACCCUUCCCUCCUCCUACUUUGGAACCCCUUUCCAUGUUGAGCUGAGAGCCUAGACUCUGAGGUUCAGCUGCAGUAGAGGACCGUCACUAUCCUGCGAGUUCAGCAGCUCCUGUUCCCAGGCUCAGACCCCAGGAGUCCCCACGGUCCUGCAGCAUCAGAGCUCUGUUGUCAGCCUAGUUUCCGAGUGUGGGACAGCCUGCCCCUCCUGACUCCUCGGCAGCUUCCUGGUCAGCCAAGAAACCAUGGAGGAAAUAGUGGGGCUUCGAGAGGGCUCCCCCAGGAAGCCAGUGCCUCUGCAAGAACUCUGGAGGCCGUGCCCACGAAUCCGCAGAAACAUCCAGGGGAGCCUAGAGUGGCUGAAAGAGCGGCUGUUCCGUGUGGGUGAGGACUGGUACUUCCUGGUGGCUCUCGGGGUGCUCAUGGCUCUGAUCAGCUAUGCCAUGAACUUUGCUAUUGGACGUGUGGUCAGAGCACAUAAGUGGCUGUACAGGGAGAUUGGGGACGGCCACCUGCUCCGGUACCUCUCUUGGACCGUGUACCCCGUGGCUCUUCUGUCCUUCUCCUCCGGCUUCUCACAGAGCAUCACACCAUCCUCUGGAGGGUCUGGGAUCCCCGAGGUGAAAACCAUCUUGACGGGUGUGAUCCUGGAGGACUACCUAGACAUUAAGAACUUCGGGGCCAAGGUGGUGGGCCUCUCCUGCACCCUGGCAACAGGCAGUACCAUCUUCCUGGGAAAACUGGGCCCCUUUGUGCACCUGAGCGUGAUGAUCGCUGCUUACCUGGGCCGCGUGCGCACCAAGACCGUCGGGGAACCUGAGAACAAGACCAAAGAAAUGGAAUUGUUGGCUGCAGGAGCAGCAGUGGGUGUGGCCACGGUCUUCGCCGCCCCAAUCAGUGGUGUUCUGUUCAGCAUCGAGGUCAUGUCCUCUCACUUCUCCGUCUGGGAUUACUGGAGGGGCUUCUUCGCUGCCACCUGCGGGGCCUUCAUGUUUCACCUCCUGGCGGUCUUCAACAGUGAACAGGAGACCAUCACCUCCAUUUACAAGACCAGCUUCCCAGUGGACAUACCCUUUGACUUACCAGAGAUCUUCUUUUUUGUGGCCUUGGGGGCCAUCUGUGGCAUCCUGAGUUGCGGGUACAACUACUGCCAGCGGACUUCCUUAUUUUUCCUCAAGGCCAAUGGGUUCACCUCCAAACUGCUGGCUACCAGCAAGCCCUUGUACUCAGCUCUGGCUGCUGUGGUCCUGGCCUCCAUCACCUAUCCACCUGGUGUGGGUCGCUUCAUGGCUUCCCGGCUGUCUAUGUCAGAGUACUUGGAGACACUGUUUGACAACAACUCUUGGGCACUGAUGACCAAGAACUCGUCCCCACCCUGGUCAGCGGAGCCUGAUCCCCAGAACCUGUGGUUGGAAUGGUGUCAUCCACAGAUGACUGUCUUUGGGACACUAGUCUUCUUCCUGGUCAUGAAGUUCUGGAUGCUGAUUUUGGCCACCACCAUCCCCAUCCCCGCAGGAUACUUUUUGCCCAUCUUUGUCUACGGAGCUGCCAUCGGGCGCCUCUUUGGGGAGGUUCUAUCUUUGGCCUUCCCAGAGGGCAUUGUGGCUGGAGGCAAGGUCAGUCCCAUCAUGCCCGGGGCCUAUGCUCUGGCAGGUGCUGCUGCCUUCUCAGGGGCGGUGACCCACACCCUCUCCACAGCAUUGCUGGCCUUUGAGGUAUCCGGCCAGAUCGUUCAUGCACUGCCUGUGCUGAUGGCCGUGCUGGCGGCCAAUGCCAUCUGUCAGAGCUACCAGCCCUCUUUCUACGACGGCACCAUCAUUGUCAAGAAACUGCCGUACCUGCCGUGGAUCCGUGGUCGUAAGAUUGGUUCCCACCUUGUGACUGUGGGUCACUUCAUGAACUGUACCCUCACCACGCUGGCCAAGGACAUGCCCCUGGAGGAAGUGAUCAAAGUUGUGAUCUCCACGGAUGUGACUCAGUACCCCCUGGUGGAGACGACAGAGUCUCAGGUCCUGGUGGGCAUUGUCAAAAGGACCCACUUGGUGCAGUCCCUCCAUACCGAUUCAGCUUCCUGGGCUCCAGGCCAGCAGCCCUGUCUCCAGGAUAUCUUGGCUAACGGCUGCCCCACCCAGCCAGUGACACUUCAGCUGUCCACGGAGACCUCCCUGCAUGAGACGCACAACCUCUUUGAGCUGCUGAACCUUCAGCUGCUGUUCGUGACGUCACGAGGCAGAGCUGUGGGCUCUGUGUCCUGGGUGGAGCUGAAGAAAGCAAUUUCAACCCUGACCAAUCCGCCCGCUCCCAAGUGAGUCAGCCUGGGAGUCGGCAGCCUGGCGCCCAGUCGCUCUCAGCUGCUGCAGGGCAUCUCCACUUUGCAGAGGAGAGGACUCCACAUUCACCUCUCCCCACCCUGAAGGAGCUGGUUGUAAAUGAAGACACCAAUGCGUUCUGUCACAUCGGGACCCUUGGUCCUUCUAGGGUUGUCUGCUGCUAACCAAGACUUCUGAGAAAAAUAAAACUGAUUUCUGGA